Kickxella alabastrina is the source of this 926-nucleotide messenger RNA. RefSeq names its product mitochondrial co-chaperone-like protein GrpE. Gene Ontology annotation, cellular component: PAM complex, Tim23 associated import motor. Gene Ontology annotation, molecular function: adenyl-nucleotide exchange factor activity; protein homodimerization activity; protein-folding chaperone binding. Gene Ontology annotation, biological process: protein folding; protein import into mitochondrial matrix. The transcript is spliced from 2 exons. Bases 129 to 779 code for a protein of 216 amino acids. NCBI's taxonomy places the organism in Eukaryota, Fungi, Kickxellomycota, Kickxellomycetes, Kickxellales, Kickxellaceae. The record is from RefSeq and is a predicted model, not a curated record.
AUGGUCAAGAUAAAAUAAACUUUUCUCUCUUUUUGUCUUUGUUUCGCCCUUUGUUAAAUUUAUAAUUUCAUCUCUAAAAAGUCAGCCAGCAAUUGACGCUUAUCGUAUAAAUACAAAUAAUAAUAGAAAUGUUCCGCUCAGCCCUUGCCAACGUCUACCGGACUCCCUCAUUCGCCACCGUCUCGCGAAUGGCCGGCCCGAGAUCCGCAACCUCUGCAUUCGCUCGCCGCAUGUACUCCGACAAGCCCAAAGACACAGAGCCGAAAAGACUGAGGCAGCCACCAAGGAGGACGAGACACCGGCAACAAGAAGGACGCCAAGUCAAGGAGCUCAAGGAUGCCUACUUGCGCUCGCUGGCCGACGCCGAGAACAUUCGCACGCGGACCAAGAUCGAGGUUGAUAACACAAAGGUCUUUGCAAUCCAGAAGUUUGCCAAGGAUCUGCUCGACACCGUCGAUAUUCUGGAGCUCGCACUGAAGCAUGUGCCCAAGGGGGAUUUGGUCGAUAAGAUCGCGAACAAGACGCUGGUUGACUUGCAUGAGGGUGUUGAGAUGACCAAGAGCAACUUGCUCAAAACGCUGGAGCGCCAUGGCGUCGAGUCGUUUGAUCCUAUUGAUAAGCCCUACGACCCCAACACCAGCCAUGCGCUGUACCAGGCGCCGAUGGCCGGAAAGACCCCUGGCGAUGUCUUCAAUGUCGAGAAGCGCGGAUACAUCAUCAACGGCCGUGUCCUGCGGCCCGCCCAGGUUGGCGUCGUGCUCGAUCCCAACGGAAACUAAGCACCCUUGGCCAUUGCACGCGGCACCCCCCUCCAAAAAAAUUACAAGCUGGGCGUUUUUCUGCUUCUGGACGGUCGCUCAAUCUUUUAUACAUAUACAAUUUUCUCUUACAUCACCCGGAAAUAAAUCAAUUAUUAUUGCAAGAAA